AUGGGAGCUGAACUGUGGCUGCUGGGGGGCUGGGUGGCCCGUGCAGGGGCUGGCCUGGGGAAAGCAGCUCGGCAGAAUGGAAUUUUCGAAGAAAGAAAAUGUACAGUGAAGGCCAGCCAGAAUGCCAUGAAUGGAAUCCAAAAGUUUCAGUUUUGUGAAAUGAAAGGUCAUGUUUUGAGAGGAUUAACAGACCAGGAUGACGAUGGGCAGCUGGCCAGCUCGGAGCUUCAGCUGUUCAGGGACGCCAGCCCCUCUGCCAACUUCGAGACUCUGCGGAACCCCCCUGGGCGGACAGGAGCGCACGGCCACCACGUGUACCGCCCACAUUCGCGGGCCUCCGCGGUGGCCUGGGACGCUCAGCCCGCCGUCUGGGGUGCCGGCUCUCUCUCCUCGGUCGCUCCCUGUGCCCGGCUCCCCGCGCCCUCUCCGAAGGCCCCUGCAGGACCCCCGACUUGUUAA
Rangifer tarandus platyrhynchus (Svalbard reindeer) is the source of this 459-nucleotide messenger RNA. The record is from the annotation of a GenBank genome assembly. Lineage: Eukaryota; Metazoa; Chordata; Mammalia; Artiodactyla; Cervidae.